GAGCGCCAGCAGCUGCACCGUUGGCCUACCCCAGAUGAAGGACUACGUCCUAACAGAGUCUCUGGGAACUGGUACCUAUGCCACUGUGUACAAGGCCGUACAUAAGGUGUAUGGAGUUACCGUUUGUGUCGGUGUGUUUAUGCAUGCAAACGACUGCAGGGAAAGCAGAAGGGAGUGGUUGCUGUAAAAUGCAUCAAGCGAAGCCGCCUGACUGUCAGUUCGAUGGAAAAUCUUUUGACUGAGAUUAAAGUAAUGAAACAGCUACAGCAUGAGCACAUCGUGCAGCUUUCUGAGUUUGAAUGGGACACCAACUACAUCUUCUUGAUUAUGGAGUACUGCAGUGGAGGUGACCUAUCAAACUUCAUAAGGAGUAGAAACACACUCGCCGAGGUUGAAGCCAAAUAUUUCUUGCAACAGUUAGCUUGUGCACUACAGUUCUUGAGAUCAAAAGGAAUUGCGCACAUGGACCUUAAACCUCAGAAUCUACUACUUCAUGUAACAGCUUCAAGAAAGUACAUUCUCAAAGUUGGAGGUACAAACAUUGCAUGUCAGCCCACAGGUUUCUGGCACAGUGCCUUUAUCUUUUCAAAUUGCUGUGCAGGCAGUUUGUGACCAUUACAUUUUGUUGAUAUGCCAACUUUACCAACGCCCCGGCAUAGAAGAACUAUGUUUGCUAUACAUAUUCAGGAAAUAGUGUCAAAAAGGAUCACUUUUAUGUGCAAUACGCAUACACGUGUAGGAAGAAUUGGAAAAUUUUCACGAAACUUACCUGCACCACCCUCUGAUUUUCCUACAUAAUUAUGCAGGAAGAUUUGAGAAAUAUUGCAAGGGCCACUUCAUAAUUUUCGGAAUAUUUCCGGCACUUUCGAAAGUAAAGGCCUUUAGUGCUGGCAUAUUUUGUAAUAUACACUCUCACUUGCAAAAAAAAAUUCUUAUUUUG
Molecule: messenger RNA, 940 nt
Organism: Geodia barretti
Lineage: Eukaryota; Metazoa; Porifera; Demospongiae; Tetractinellida; Geodiidae
Source: the annotation of a GenBank genome assembly